CAGUGAAGCCCUCGAUUUGCCAUCCAUAAUUCUUCGAGAAUCCUCUGAUACUUGAGAAGCGCGUUAUCUAUCUCGGUCGUGUUGAAGCCGUAGAGCAGGCCGCGUGAUUUGCUCGCCUGGGGCAGACGACCUAGGAGCACCGAUGAAGAAGAUGCUGAGUGGCCAGCACCCCCCUCUCCCCCGGAAGAUCUUUGGCGAGCCCCGGAGUGUCCGGACUGGCUGGAACUGCAUGCCCGGACCGGUUUAUCACCAGUCAGAAGCCAGCUUCCCCCCGGGGCAUGAAUUCGCAACCGCGGGUCUGUGGCUACCUUGAUCCUGCAAGGUGUCUGUCUGUUAUCAUCGUCGGCCGAGUCGAAACAACCUGGUACCAUAGACAAAAUCGUUGCCCGGACAAGCUGCCCGCCUCACUGGUGAUCCUCGGGUCCAGCAGCCUUCUUCCCAGAAUAAGCCCACCAGAGUGUCGUAGUCAGCGAACAAAGAACACACCCGCCAAAACCACAGAUCACACAGAUCACAAAGAAGCAAUGAGAAUGGACGAGAACAGCAAUGACACUUUCUUGCCGAAGCAAUUAAUCAAUUUCUCUAUUCGAACCCUGUCAAGGAAAAAUGAAAUACACCCCCACGAUGAAGUGUGUCGUGCUAAGUCUAACAUGUCAAAUAAUAGAACAUUCGUGAGAUCACAGGCAGAAAUAAUGGCACAUAGUCCGCGUCGGGAAUUAGUGGAUGGUCAAAAGUUGCUUUUCGCGAGUAAGACCGGACCCAUGCAAACACACGACGCAUCAACUCCUGUCCCAAAAAGACACUGGCGGUAUUCCCAGCGGCCGCAGCCGUGGCCAGGUCAGAAAAUCUCAAAACAGACCUUUGGCCAUGCGUGCAAACAUGUACCUUCCUCAAGAGUCUCUAUAAUCGUCUCACAGGCCUCCUAACUCAUCCCUCCAACAAGGAAAGAAAUCGAAGAAAAAAUGGCGGAAAUCAGAACGGGCAUCCAGCUGAUGCAUGAAUAGCCUUCUUCCUGUGUCUGCUUGCCGACCAUUAUAGUUUAUAGAUGUGCCGGGGGUCCACAGAGGGGGGAGACAAGAGCCCCUGGGCGACUCAAGUGUGCGUUUACGCGUUUCCAGCGGUGGCACCACCGAGGAUGCCCUUGAAGCGGUCGACAGACUGAGGAGCGUAGCUAGGAGCCAUCGAUC
This is a messenger RNA of Paecilomyces variotii, 1187 nucleotides long. RefSeq lists its product as hypothetical. Bases 279 to 926 code for a protein of 215 amino acids. NCBI's taxonomy places the organism in Eukaryota, Fungi, Ascomycota, Eurotiomycetes, Eurotiales, Thermoascaceae. The record is from RefSeq and is a predicted model, not a curated record. The transcript has a single exon.